AUGAUAUGGCUCCUCUGUCUGUUUCUGUUCUUCCCUUCCCUUAAUUCCAAUAUCUCCUGGAUUUUUCCUUUCCCAAGAUGGCCGUCUUUGGAUGGAAUUAACUCGAGGGAUUAUCAUUAUCCCUGUGGAAUAAACAAAAACAAUAAGAGUAGGCAAAGAGCGGAGUCAAAGGAGCUUCUUUCAGGUCACAAAUACACCUUUGUUCUACAUCGGCCUUAUGUUUUGCGAUGGAAAACGACAGGAAAUCAUAAUGUGAGGUAUUAAAUACAUGACUGCUAAACUGGGUUUUUAGAAAGGUUACAGAAUAAAUCUUUACGAUUCUUCAAACCACUCUAUCCAAAUCCAUCCGUCUUCCAAAUCACAAGAACAAUCCUUUAACAGUAACAUCAACUCUGUCACAAUCUCUUUUAAACACCCAUGCGAUGAUUGUUUUAUGCAAAUUGAGGAGUCCACGACCAGUGGCCCCACUUACUUUAGUUGCGCGGAUAUUGAUAUUCGUGAUAAGGAAGUUACCGCAAGCAAUGUUACCGGUGAAUUGUGCAAGGAAACGCAAUUUGAGGGAGAUUAUUGCCAAUUGAAAGGUAAACGGGUGUUGGGAAUGGGCAUACAAUCUUAUAAUUUUGCAUUUGUUAUCAAUAAAACAUUUAAUAAUGUCAUCUUAUUUUCGUUGAUUGUCAUGAUGACCGUGAUUGUCUAAAUGGAGGGAAAUGUAUUAUCCAGGAGAAGGAAGCAAUCUCCAAGAUUUGUGUUUGCCAAAAUGGAAUGUUUGGAGAUAAUUGUGAGAUGGGUAUGAUCCAUAAAUAACUCUAUGAUUCCUUACAGUCUCAAUAAUGAAUAAAUACGAUGCCUGCUUCAAUAAGGAUGGGCCCAACUCAACGAACUCUUGGAAUUACAUCAGUUAUGGGAUCUUCAACGAUGGAUGUUAUACUCAGACUAUACUCUCUUCGAAUGAUUUUUUAUAUUCACGAGUUAUUUCUGGUCAAAUUGAAUUUAUUAUAGACACAGAAAUUUGCGGAGAAAUUACUCUUGGAUUGAGGCCAAGCUUCUUCGGAAUUGAAUGCAGGGAUUGGCCUGAAGAAUUUCUAGGCGCCGAUAUUAUAAAUUACAGUAAGAAAACGUUUGUUUAAUGCACCUUCAAACCUAGCUGAGAUUGGGCGGAAUUAUCUUCUCGACAUUGCUUCUUGCCUGGAUAUCCUAACGGCUUCAAUAACCUUUGACGGGCACAUAAAUGUACGAGAUGGGUUUGUCUACAGUAAUCACACUCCUCUGUGGGAUACUCAGGUUGGCGGUAAUAGCUCCUUUUCGGCGGCUUUCGGUUGGAAAGUGGCCGGUCGGAUGGUGAUUAUGUUCCGGAAACCGAUCAAAAGUAGGCCUAUCAUGUUUCAGGAGAUCUUACCCUAGAUUACGCAACCCUUGACAGGUCUCGAGCAGGGUCUAGAUCACUCGUUCGGGCCUCAGAUGGUUGGAAUUUUCAUGAAAAGAAGUCAAUCAGCACUCGGCGAUAACACUUAUCAUGAUCGUAGGUUAUUUGUUCAAAGGAUUUCCCUUGUUCUUGGUCUCUGUUUACAUUUACAUUCUAGGUGAUAAUGGCGUCUUCUUCACCCUCAACCUACAAUCGUCUUUAACCGAAGUCGAACGGAGCAGUGGUAUUGAAUUAAUUUCCUCUCCGUUGCAAAUAUUACUGAUGAUUAUAUUUUUUUUUAGUAAAUCUACCUAG
This is a messenger RNA of Bursaphelenchus xylophilus (pine wood nematode), 1717 nucleotides long. Lineage: Eukaryota; Metazoa; Nematoda; Chromadorea; Rhabditida; Aphelenchoididae. The record is from the annotation of a GenBank genome assembly.